Messenger RNA from Ochotona curzoniae (black-lipped pika), 327 nucleotides. Its product is annotated as protein S100-A15A. The transcript is spliced from 2 exons. Gene Ontology annotation, cellular component: cytoplasm. Bases 1 to 327 code for a protein of 108 amino acids. Gene Ontology annotation, molecular function: calcium ion binding; transition metal ion binding. NCBI's taxonomy places the organism in Eukaryota, Metazoa, Chordata, Mammalia, Lagomorpha, Ochotonidae. The record is from RefSeq and is a predicted model, not a curated record.
AUGCCGGACACCCCCGUGGAGGAAUCCCUCUUCCAGAUCAUCCACUGCUACCACCAGUAUGCAGCUCGGGAGGGCGACGUGGAGACCUUGUCCCUAGAGGAGCUGAAGGCCCUGCUCAUGGACAACGUGCCCCGCUUCAUGGAGGCCUUGGGCCGGAAGGAGCCCUACUACAUCGCGGAGUUGUUCCGGGCUGCAGACAAGAACAAAGACAACCAGAUCUGCUUUGAGGAGUUCCUGUAUGUCUUGGGCAAGCUGGUGAAGGACUACCACCUGCAGUACCACCGGCAGCUGUGCGCCCACUACUGUGCCCAGCACAACCUCUAUUAG